AUGUCAUCCGACUCGAAGACACGGUCCAAGUAUAUCUACAAAAUACUACGGUCAAUCUUCGCACAGCCGCCAGUCAAGAUCAUUGUGGGCAGCGACGAGCGUGUUUACUACGUCCACCGUGGAACGAUUGAGGUCCACCCCGCAUUCGAUGCCCAACUAAAGGCGUCGACUAACAAAUACGAGGAGACGAUUGAUUGGUCCGGUUUUGACGAGCAGACCAUUGAUUGCGUAUUGAGCUUCCUUUAUACUGGAGGCUAUCGGGCACAUCAAGCGAUCUCUGUGGCAGUUCAGGAAAAUGCGGCAGAUGCGGGGCAAGAGGCCCAAACGCAAGACAGAGAAGAAGAACAAGAAGUAGUAGUAGAUGAGGCAGUGGAGGCGGAUGAAGAAGACGAACCAGCAACACCAGGCGCAAGGUCACCAUCGCAUGCUUCAUGGCCACUGUCCCCACCUUCAAGAUCCCCUCCACCACCUCAAAGUCCACAGUCACAGACUUCAUGGCCACAUGAACCAUAUCCAAUGUUUCCUGCACCUGCAAGGCCAGCGCCACUAGUUGCAGAUGUGUCCAUAGCCCCAGACUCGCCACUUUCCCAGGCCCUAUCAGAUUUUGACAUAAAUGACAGACCCCUGACGCCUUUGGAAUUCUGCGAUGGGGUCACUCUGACCACGGAGGGACAAAAGAUCCCCGGCCACGAAAGACAAGACGAAGAUGAAGAUGAAGAGCCGGAACAAGAAGCCGAAGGAAACAACUCUGCCGAGAUUUAUCUCCAUUCCAAGGUCUAUUCCUUCGCACAUCAACUUAAUUUUGCGAAAUUGGAGCAGUUUUCUCUGAACCGGCUGGCUCAGCUUCUCGUCACCCUGGAGCAAACAGACAAGGACCUAUUCCCAUAUUUGGUGGAUGCAAUCCGACUGAUCUAUAAAACAACCAGUCCUAUUGAUGAUGCGAGAAACUUGUUAUCUCAGUUUGUCGCAUUACGAUAUACCACGUUGGUUGGUGAGAAUCUAGACGAACUUAUCACAGAGGGGGGAGAGUUUGUGGUAGAUUUGUCGCAUAAGCUUGCUCGCAAGCUGAUGACUAUGUCAGCGGCAUUUAAGAGGAUUGAAUAUCUUAUUCAGAAGAAUGAGGAGUUGAAAGCAGAAAGUGCAGAGAAAGAUACAGAGCUGAAGGCUCUGAGAGAGGAGGCUAGGCCACAUGCACAUGGGUUUCCGGCUUUCACAUAUCAGAUUUGA
This is a messenger RNA of Penicillium vulpinum, 1227 nucleotides long. RefSeq lists its product as uncharacterized. The transcript is spliced from 3 exons. Bases 1 to 1227 code for a protein of 408 amino acids. The record is from RefSeq and is a predicted model, not a curated record. NCBI's taxonomy places the organism in Eukaryota, Fungi, Ascomycota, Eurotiomycetes, Eurotiales, Aspergillaceae.